CAAAAUAUGUACGCUGUUUUCAGCCUGACUUCCACGUACGGCCACAGUCAGCUGAAAACUGGGCAUCCCGUCCGCUCUGCCAUACAUAAGCAGUUGAACGGCAGAUUAGUACUACGGUGGGUGACCACGUGGGAAUCCCUGCUGCUGUACGUUUUGUUCUUCUUUUUGCUCCUAAUCUGUGGCAUGCUUGAUCAUCUGCACCUCUGA
Molecule: messenger RNA, 207 nt
Organism: Aureobasidium pullulans EXF-150
Lineage: Eukaryota; Fungi; Ascomycota; Dothideomycetes; Dothideales; Saccotheciaceae
Exons: 1
Source: RefSeq, a predicted model, not a curated record